Molecule: messenger RNA, 4560 nt
Organism: Prorocentrum cordatum
Lineage: Eukaryota; Dinophyceae; Prorocentrales; Prorocentraceae
Source: the annotation of a GenBank genome assembly
AUGCCCGGGGCGGCAGCGGCGGCUUCGACGCCCGCAGCCGACGUCCCGAUCGACAGCAACAAGCACCGCAACAUCAAGAAGGACCAAGGCCUCGACGGUGGUUCAGGACAUCGGAGGGGCAGUGGAGACCGACAGCGACGACAGACCGAUCCAGAGCGAUGGGGCAAGCGGACCAUCGGCGAAUGGAUGACACUGGAUCGUCGGGACCUACGACUGGACUGGGACAGAGCGGAGGCUGCCAACGAGAAAGACGAUCGCUACACGGGCAAGCCCUGCUACGGCGAGCACGACACGACACACCCGCUGGCGAGGCACGCCAACGGAUACAAGGUGAGCUACAAGUGCGUGAGAUGCGAGCUGGUCAUGCUGUACAUCCCGAAGCACGGGGCGACGGGCAGGUACAGGCAGAAGGGAGCUCUGGGACCGACCGUGGGAAAGAUCAAGAUCGAAGAAGUGACGAAGGAGAAGGUCACCAAGGAGAAGGACGGACCCACCGACUCGCAGGAAGAAGAAGGAGUCUCCCCAGGCUGGGGAGCCCGUGGGUCCUUGAGAACCGACCUAGACGUCCCCUCAGGGGACGACGACGUCAUCGCGUUCGGGAUUGACGUCGAGUACCACAAGGAGGAGAUUAACCUGAAGGACUACAGCUGGGUGCUAGAGCAGGUGACAGAAGCUGGGAUGGCGACAGACCUCUACGUGAAACAGCUGAUCGAGUUCUGCACGGAGGAGGACAGCCAGCUCGGGAAGGUCGCGGAGGAACGCGAGGACGCCGAGAUCAUCAGGAUCACGCGGAAGGACGCGGAUCUCAGCACGAAGCAUGGACUGGAGUUGGCCAAGAACCUGGCGGUGAAAAACCCUGGAGCAGACAUCUGGGGAAGCCUACCGUGCACAGCCGUCAGCGCGCUUCACAACGGUUACAUCGGCAGACAGGAUGGCCAGUACUGGAAGAAGCUCGAAGCACGAAAGAAGAACCUUAAGAAGAUUGUGAAUCACUUCAUGGAAGUGAGCAGGAUUGUCAAGGACAAUGGCGGGGACGUGCACUUCGAGUGGCCACGUAACUGCCAUGGCUGGAAGUACUUCCCGGAGCUGAUAGAGUUCUUUGGUGAGCUGGGCAUGGAGAAGGUGAACUUCGACGGGUGCCAGGUCGGGGUGGUCAACACCAAGGGCGAGCCGAUAUACAAACCGUGGACGCUGUGGACCAGCAGGAAGAAGCUCGCAACGGCCCUGAGUGGCAAACGCUGCCCAGAUCCCCAAGGGCACGGACAUGCAGAAUGCUGUGGGGAGGAUGCUACACUAUCGGGCAAAUACCCCGCACGAAUGGCAAGGACCACCUGGCGGAAUAUCGUGGAACCGCCGAAGCUGAUGGGCAUGAUCGAGGAGCUGAGACAGGAGGAAGCCCUGGCGAACGACAACAAGGAUAUGUUCGACCAUGAGAGGGAGCUAGAGCUGACAAGCGACGAGCAACAACAAUGGAACGACCUGCCGUCGCUGAAGCAGAAUGAGUUAAUGAAAGCAGCGAUGCGGCUGCAUCGGAAUACUGGACAUCGACCACAGAGGGUGAUGAUCAGGAUCCUGCGAAGACGUGGGGCUUCAGCGACGACAAUCGCAGCCGUGAAGCAGAUCAAGUGCAGCUCGUGCAUUGAGAAUCAGAUACCAAGACCGAGACCAGCAGCGGUACUCGAGCCAGCUCGAGAUCUAUGGCAGGUGGUCGGCAUCGGCGUGAAGGAGAUCGUCGGCAACGACCAGAUCAAGCGGAAGUACCUUGUGAUCGUGGGCGAGGCGAGUAAGCUGACGUUGGCGGUCAAGAUCUUCUCAAUACCCGCUCAGGAGUCGAGGAACUGCACCGCCAAGGAGCUGCUGGAUGCGUUCAGAGGACAUUGGUCAGAUCGGCAUGGCAUGCCAAGCGUACUGAGGCUCGAUCCGGAAGGAGCAUUCGUGUCACACGAGUUCUAUGACAGCAUUGCAGGUGAAGGAGUGCAGGUGGAUCCGUGUGCCAUCCAGGCUCACUGGCAGAAUGGCAUAGCGGAGCGUGCAAUCAAGACGGUCUUCGAGUGCGCCAAGGCCAUGCAUCGUGAUCAUGAGACCGACCUGGAGGCAGCUGUACAUGCGGCGGUGGAGGCACACAACACGGUCGAGAGAGUCGAUGGAUACAGUCCGAGCCAAUGGGCCUGCGGGCGAGACAAGACUUGGUCAGGGACUCUCAAGAAGGAGGAUCGCCUGGACGUCGUGAAGUGCACGAACCAGAGCUACAUGGAGAACCUGUCCAAGCUGGUGCUGGCAUCAAAGAUCAUUGGCUUCAGAUCCAAACCGGAAAAGACGACCAUGGAAAGGAUCACCGUGAUCAGGUAUGAGGACGGAUCCGAGGAGACGGUCAAGGACGACAACUGGAACGUGUAUGGGAAGUCUACGAGGUCAAUGGGACGACGCUGGACUGGCAGGACCUACUUGUUUCCCAUCACGGACAAGCCAGAGGAGAUGAAGGUAUACCAGAACGCCAAGGAGGUGAUCCAUGAGAAGGCGAAGAAGAUGGUCGUGGAGCAGGUACCGGAAACCCAUGGGGACAAUGGGAAAGACCAGCCGUCAAUGGAUGACAUCGAGAGCGAGCAGGUAAAGAACACGAAACAGACAAUUGCAGGAGGAGCAGAUCUCAAAAGACGGAUCGUCGAGAAGAGAAAUGUCAAGACCGACGUGUUCGAGAAGACGAAGAGGGGGGUCAGGAUGCGGACCAACUUCGGACCAGCACUGAGGAGCUACAGUGCCUUCUUCAAUGACAAGAUCGCGGACGGUGACCAGAUGGACUGGGACAAGCUCGACUGGGAGAACUUCGACGUGGCGGCAUGGGCUGCUACGGAGAUCCAGGGGGACCUGGAGAUCCCGACGGGGAUCGACUACAUCGAGGUAGCGCUCGAGGCGUUCGACGCGAACAGUAUGAACAAGUUCACGAGGCAGCCGGAGCAGUACAUCACCAAGGCGAUGAAGAAAGGAAGGUCUGAGGCAAGUGUCAUGCACAUGACCGACGAGCAGAAGAGUCUGAUGAAGGGGGCGAAGCUGGUCGAGGUGAGAGACUGGAUCGCCAACGACGUGCUGGAGAGGUUACCGCCGCGCAUCAAGCCGACGUCGUCGGACGUCCUGAAGACGCGCUGGGUACUCACCUGGAAGAAGGACGAAGCGAAAGGGAUGCCAGACGACAAGCCGACCUACAUCGAGGCCAACGGUGAGCUGGCGGAGGAGUUCGGAGUACCUGGAGGGACAGCGGUGAGACUAAAGAAGGCAGUGUACGGACUAUGUCAAGCACCAAAGUCGUGGUACGAAAGCGUGGACACCCUGAUGGAGCAGCUCGGUGGCCAACGAUGCGUGUCUGACCCGUGCGUCUGGGUUUUCAGCGACGAGAACAACAACGUGUUCGGGGUAGUUGGCACACACGUGGGCGACUUCUUGAUCGCCGGAGAUGGUGGAGUUCGAUGGCGAGAGAUCGAGGUGAAGUUGCAGAAGGCGUUCCGCUGGACUCCAUGGGAGGAAGGACGCUUCAAGCAGACCGGGCUGUCGGUCAUGCAGACGGCCAGCAGCGAGAUCACCAUGCACCAGAAGGAGUUCAUCGACAACAUCACCGAGAUCAACAUCGGACAGGGGCGUCGCAAACAACGGGACCAGAAGCUGACGGAUAAGGAGAUGAUGAUGCUUCGGGGGGCACUGGGCGAGAUCCAGUGGGUGGCGACGCAGACGAUGCCGAAAUAUCAGGCGCAGUGCUCAAUAUAUCAGAGCAGUGGACCGACGGCGACAGUGGAGACGCUCUUCGGGAUCAACAAGCUGAUCAGACAGAUGAAGAGCCUUCACGGCUACCAGCUGAAGUUCGAGAGUUUCGAGGGAGCAGGAGUGGUCGUAGCGGACAUCCUGAACGGCAAGCGGGCCCCAGUUGGCUGGGUUUCGCAUCGCAGUGGUAAGCUACAGCGCGUGGCCAGGAGUUCGUUGGCGGCCGAGGCUCAGGCACUGACAGUGACAGAGGACGAGCUUUUCAAGGUAAGAAUGAUGUGGGCCGAGCUGAACGGUUUUGUUUCGGUCGUGGCCGUGGGAACCGCGAGCGAGAGCAAGACGGCAAAGCCGAUGCUGGAGGGCGUGAAGCAGGUGCGGUCGUGCCUGCGCGUGGGCGCUGAGAGCAUCUACGACUGUCUGGCCAAGCAGGUGCAGAUGCAGAGCCUGGCCGAGAAGCGGACGGCGCUCGAGCUGAUGGCCUUCGAGAAGUGCAUCAACGAGACAGAGUUGAUUGUGCGGCGGUGCCACUCCGAGGCCAACCUGGCCGACAGCUUGACAAAGACGACAGCUACAGGGCCCAUCGACCUGUACGUGAAGACGCGGAGCUGGGCGCGGGUAGGCGACGACGAGCAGCUCAGUGCCAGGAAGCGUAAGGAGCGCGGGAUGAGCAGGUUCGAAAACAACAAGGAUAUCCCUGGCCUCAUCAAGAUGGCAUUCAUGAAAGUGGGAGUGUCGUUACCAGAUGCAGCAGAUGGUGAUGGCAAUGAUGACGAUAACAUGAUAGUGAGUGAACCUACAUCCUAUGGCUGA